Eruca vesicaria subsp. sativa (arugula) is the source of this 595-nucleotide messenger RNA. The record is from the annotation of a GenBank genome assembly. NCBI's taxonomy places the organism in Eukaryota, Viridiplantae, Streptophyta, Magnoliopsida, Brassicales, Brassicaceae.
AAAAAUCUUCCCACAAUCUACUAGCCAUUCAAACUAGUAAAAAAUGGGGAUGCACAAGAAGAAAAAACGCGAGAAAAAACGCGAGAGAAGAAAUCAGAUACCGUCGUUUAAAAGUGUUUUAACUUCGAUAUUAGCUACACAAGCCGCAAUAUUCCUCUUGUUGCUCGCCGGUGUAUCCCUCGCCGGCACAGCCGCCGCAUUUAUCGCUACCAUGCCACUAUUCAUAGUAUUCAGUCCGAUUCUCGUACCAGCUGGUAUUACCACUGGUUUACUGACUACAGGUUUAGCAGCCGCCGGUGGCGCCGGUGCGACGGCUGUCACCAUCAUCCUGUGGCUCUACAAGCGAGCAACGGGCAAGGAACCACCCGCAUUCCUACCAAAAAUCUUGAAAAAGAUAAUACCUGGCGCCGAAGGUGCUGCAGCUCCAGCAGCCGCGCCGGCAGCCGCACCAGCAGCCGCCCCGGCAGCCGCACCAGCGGCUAAGCCAGCCGCACCAGCGGCUAAGCCAGCUGCACCAGCAGCUAAGCCAGCUGCACCAGCUAAGCCAGCUGCACCAGCGGCUAAGCCAGCUGCACCAGCGAAGUGGUGGGCAUGA